AAUCAAGAUGGAUUAUUUCUUCUAUUGGAGUAAGUGGUCUUCUUUCUUUUGAUUGGGAUUGGGAUUUUUUUCCCCUCCAUUCACCAUCACAGAGGCGCUCUGAGCUCGUUUUGCCUCGAUUCCAACAAAGUGGAACCAGACGUUUCAACACGGACUGCCACGGCGAAGGAUGGGCCCUCUCUUCCCUGCUGCCUGCAUCGUACUGCUGGCUGUGAACGCCGCUGUGUCGCAGGCCGAGGACUACGCUGCGGACGAGGCCGAGGCCGAGCGGGCAGCCAGCAAUGACGUGCUCUUCGACGACUACAGGGGCAAAGGCUGCGUGGACGACAGCGGCUUCGUCUACAAGCUCGGCGAGCGCUUCUUCCCAGGCCACUCAAACUGCCCGUGUGUGUGCACGGAGGACGGGCCAGUGUGCGAACAGCCCGAGUGCCCCAAAAUACACCCCAAGUGCACCAAGGUGGAGCACAAUGGCUGCUGCCCGGAGUGCAAGGAGGUCAAAAACUUUUGCGAGUACAGAGGGAAGACGUAUAAAAUCCUGGAGGAGUUCAAGCCCUCUCCCUGCGAGUGGUGCCGCUGUGAACCCAACAGCGAGGUGCACUGUGUGGUGGCUGACUGUGCGGUCCCAGAGUGCGUCAAUCCAGUGUACGAGCCAGAGCAGUGCUGUCCCAUAUGUAAAAACGGUCCAAAUUGUUACGCCGGAACGACGAUCAUUCCAGCCGGCAUUGAAGUGAAGGUGGACGACUGCACCAUCUGCCGCUGCCACAACGGAGACUGGUGGAAGCCUGCACAGUGCUUGCGGCGGGAGUGCCUCAACGGCCAGGCGUCAUCAUAGAA
This is a messenger RNA of Colossoma macropomum (tambaqui), 834 nucleotides long. RefSeq names its product von Willebrand factor C domain containing 2 like (gene vwc2l). Lineage: Eukaryota; Metazoa; Chordata; Actinopteri; Characiformes; Serrasalmidae. Gene Ontology annotation, molecular function: protein binding. Gene Ontology annotation, biological process: negative regulation of BMP signaling pathway. Gene Ontology annotation, cellular component: AMPA glutamate receptor complex. The transcript has 4 exons. Bases 170 to 832 code for a protein of 220 amino acids. The record is from RefSeq and is a predicted model, not a curated record.